Ipomoea nil (Japanese morning glory) is the source of this 2600-nucleotide messenger RNA. Its product is annotated as pentatricopeptide repeat-containing protein At1g10910, chloroplastic. The transcript has 11 exons. Lineage: Eukaryota; Viridiplantae; Streptophyta; Magnoliopsida; Solanales; Convolvulaceae. Bases 131 to 2266 code for a protein of 711 amino acids. The record is from RefSeq and is a predicted model, not a curated record. Gene Ontology annotation, molecular function: protein binding.
UUGAAGGGUCCAAGUGAAAUUAUCUAUCAUCGCGGCUACUCCGUCACAUUUUAUUGUUUCCGGCUCGAACAAAACUGUCUCCGAUAGCUCCCGGACGGCGGACGCCUUCGAGCUUCAAGGCGCCAAAGCUAUGGAGGUUUCCUCCUUUUUCGGAAACGGUUUCCACACUAUCCUCCCCCACCCGCUCCCAUUUCUAUCCAGCAGGCCUAAACUCGCAGCUGCACGCACCUCCUCAACAAUCACUUCCUCUGUCACUCCCACGCCAAAGCGAAUUGACCUUCAAAAUGGGCCGAAGAACGUCUCGAGAGAUUCCGCAAAUCGCCUCUCCGCUUCUCCGAGUGCAAAAAGAUCUGCAAUUAUUGAAAUUCAAGGAUCAUCUGACCUGAGCUCUGCUCUUUCAAGGUAUGGAGAGAUAUUGAAAGCUUCGGAUAUCAAUGUGGUUUUGCGCCAUUUUGGGAAGCUAAAUCGAAAGCAGGAGUUAUCUCAGGUUUUCAAAUGGAUGCAGCAGAACAGGAGGACUAAUGUUGCCUCUUACAGUGGCUACGUAAAAUUCAUGGGGAAUAGCCUAAGCUAUAUUGAGGCACUAGAAAUUUACAAAAGUAUUAAAGAUAAGGAAACAAGGAAUAAUGUCUCGGUUUGCAACUCUAUUCUUGGUUGUCUGAUAAAAAAUGGCAAACCAAAGAGUAGUUUCAAUCUGUUUACUCAAAUGAAGCAGGAGGGUUUAGUACCAGAUGUUGUAACAUAUACUACGCUUCUUGCAGGAUGUGCCAAAGUAGAAAAUGGCUACUCUAAAGCAUUAGAGUUGGUUGAAGAGAUGAAGUAUAAGGGACUGCAAAUGGAUUGUAUAAUUUAUGGGACGGUUCUUUCUGUUUGUGCUUCACAUAAUCAGUCCAGUGAAGCAGAAAAAUACUUUGAACAAAUGAAGAAAGAAGGCUAUUCUCCAAAUGUCUUCCACUAUAGUUCUUUGCUCAAUGCUUUCUCCGGUGAUGGAAACUAUGAGAAGGCUGAGAUGUUAAUUGAAGAGAUGAAAUCUGUAGGUUUAGAUCUAAAUAAGGUAAUUUAUGUUACUUUGCUGAAGGUAUAUGUUAAAGGAGGUUUGUUUGAUAAGUCAAAUGAACUACUAAAGGAGCUGGAAGCUCUAGGUCUUGUUGAUGAUGAGAUGCCAUUCUGUAUCCUGAUGGACGGCCUUGUGAAGGCGGGACAGAUACCUGAAGCUAAAUUAAUAUUUGAUGAAAUGAAAAGAAAAGAAGUGAAAAGUGCUGGCUACUCCUACAGUAUCAUGAUUUCAGCAUUCUGCCGUUCUGGGCUUAUUGAAGAUGCAAAACAGUUAGCCAGUGAAUUUGAAGGCAAAUUUGACAAAUAUGAUGUGAUUAGUUUGAACGCAAUGCUCUGUGCCUACUGCAUGGCUGGAGAAAUGGAUAAUGUGAUGAAAAUGAUGAAGAAAAUGGAUGAAUUAGCAAUCAAUCCUGAUCGAAAUACCUUUGAUAUUCUAGUAAAGUAUUUCUGUAAAGAGAAUCUCCAUUUGCUUGCUUUUCGUACCAUGCGGGACAUGUACAGAGGAGGUCACACCCAACUGGACGAGGGAACAUGUGUUUUUUUAAUUCAUCAUCUUGGUAAAACGGGGGCACGUUCAGAGGCGUUUACCGUAUAUAAUAUGCUUAGAUACAGAAACAGAACCAUUUCCAAGUCCCUUCAUCAGCAGAUGUUGAGCAUUUUAAUUAAAGGUGGACUUCUCAAAGAGGCGUAUGUGGUCUUUAAGGAAAAUGCAAGAUCAAUUUCCCACUUCACCAUCAAAAGGUUUGCAAACGCAUUUUUUAAAUUCGGCAACAUAAACUUAAUCAAUGAUGUUAUAAAGGACAUCCACGCUUCCGGGCACAAGAUUGAUCAGAAAUUGUUUUAUAAGGCUGCAUCGCGUUACAUUAAACAAUCUGAAAAGAAGGAAAUGCUUCUCCAAAUGCUACAGUGGAUGCUCAGUCACGGCUAUGUUAUUGAUUCGUCCACAAAAGAUUUGAUCCAGGAGAACUCUCACCUGUUCGGUGAACAACUUGGUACAGAACUAUUAUCCAAGCUGCAUAUGAUGUCGGAACAAAUAAAAUCUCUUGAGAGGAAAGCAGCAAACCAGAUUCUUAAAAAAUCUGAUCAGGCAUUGGUGUGUAGAGAUUCUUUAAGAGGUUCCCUCGUGGGAAGCCCUUCAUUUAACAGCAUCAUCAGUGGCAUUCCUCCAGAAACUCACAGAUUUACCAAAGCAGCUUUCAACAAAAACUAAAAAACUUCAGAGAAACAUAGCAGAGUUUAUGCCUUCCAAGAACAACCAGCAUAACCUUUGGUUUCAUGAUAUGCUUGACUGCCCAAUUCAUGGCAUCUCGGCUCCAUUUGUUUCGCCUUGCAUCCACGACUGUAGUGAUACUUUUCCCUGGCGACGAGAAGAACAAUGAUAACUCCGAGUGCAAGGUAGUUAGUGCUAUUAUUUGGUAGACAUGUUUCAGAAGAGCAAAAAUGUAGAUUCAAGUGUCUGAAUUGUUGAUUUCAUAUAACCUUCUUGAGAAAAAUAUUGCAAUCUACACCAACAACUAACAACUAGAUGUAAUUUAUCUUGCUAA